This is a messenger RNA of Coniophora puteana RWD-64-598 SS2, 4376 nucleotides long. RefSeq lists its product as uncharacterized. NCBI's taxonomy places the organism in Eukaryota, Fungi, Basidiomycota, Agaricomycetes, Boletales, Coniophoraceae. The coding region runs from base 1 to 3972 and encodes 1323 amino acids. The transcript is spliced from 6 exons. The record is from RefSeq and is a predicted model, not a curated record.
AUGGCCGACGAUGUUACGUUGCCCCGUGGUUUCUCCGUGCAUAGCGUCCCUCUAGACGACAUUGACAAACCACCCCCAUAUCCCCUAGCCUCAUCGUUCGCGACGACACCCGGCGAAACACAGCCCGCGUCCCCCGUAUCAAUCCCGCUGGUCAUCUAUUUUUGUUCAACGGACGAUGACUUCACCUCGGAUCCAUUGCCGAUACCCGACACUGUACCUAGCGAGGCACUCGCGCCUGCUCCUUCAUCUUCCUCUCGUUUGUGUUCAUCAGCAAGCAGCAACGCGGCGGCUCCUCUUUUCCACGACUCACGUCCACAACGCGUACCACCGAAGGGACAACUUGAUUCUCAACCGUGCCGCAAUCUGAAUGAUGAAGUCUCCUACUCCCUGCGUACCGACUUAGAUACCCCGGUACGCGCGAGCGUCACUCGAUAUGAGGCAACACCGCCGAACUAUAGCGAUCAUGCUUCCAUUUCCCUAAACACUGGCUCUGGCUCUGAUAACGCUGCUUUCAUUUUGCUACCUGCUGACUAUGAUAGCGAUAUCUUCGUUCAUUCAGACUCUUCCCCUCCCCCUUCGUCAUCCGCCCCGUGUCUCUACUCUCCUCCCUACUAUGGCUACUCGCAAGCUCCUCCCUCGUCGUGGAGACAGGACGUCCUCAUCAACACAAUGCAUGCGCGUCAACUUUCGACAGGAUCGGGCGGUGUAUCGCUGGGAACAUCAUCAACUCCGUUACCCUCCUCCUACACUUCCUCACCUCCCUCUUCAUCUUUGCCUUUAUACUCGUCUUCGCCUUCGCCUUCCUCUUCGCCUUUGCCUUCUUCGUCUUCCCCUGUGCCUUCCUCUUUGCUUUCGUCUUCCCCUGUGCCUUCUUCUUCUUCUUUACCUAAGUCUUCCUCCUUACCUUCGCCUUCCUCGUCCCCUUCUUCUCCGCCUUCCUCCUCCUCUGUGCCUUCCUCUUCCCCAGUACCUUCCUCCUCCUCUUUACCCAAGUCCUCCUCCUUACCUACCCCUUCCUCCUUACCUACCUCUUCCUCCUUACCUACCUCUUCCUCCUUACCUACGUCCUCCUCCUUACCCACCUCUUCCUCCUUACCUGCCUCUUCCUCUUUACCUUCCUCUCCCCCGACGUCUUUGUCUUUGUCUUCACCUUCGUCUUUGUCUUUGUCUUCGUCUCCAUCUCCACCUCCACAUUUGUCUUCGUCUCCGUCUCUAUCUCCACCUUUGUCUUCAUCUGCAUCAACGUUUUCGUCUUCGUCUUCCCCGUUGUCUUCACCUACGCCCACCGCCACACUCGUUUCUCAUGAAUCUACGACCACCUCUUCUUCCGUAUCACGCACACUGGUUUCAUCCUUUUCUAUCACAUCCACUGACCCUUCUCCCUCGUCCUCAUCUUCACUCGACUCAAGCACGUCCUCACAUACACCUACAUCAUCUAGUGUUUCCGCUUCUAGCACGAGUAUACCUGGAGAUGAUUCGACAUCGUCAAUUCCGCCUCCGCAGACGUCGACGUCGAGCGGUUUGCCGCCACCUCAGACGACAACAAGCAUGCCAGACGGACCCACAACAACGUCCUCGCCGGACAGACCCACAACUUUCUCCACACCGGAUAGCUCGUCUUCUCCCCCGUCAGCGACAAGCACGGGUCCAUACCGGGUUUCGACGAGCUCCUCCGUGGUCACGCCGAGCUCCUCCGUGGUCAUGCCCAGCGUGUCGCCGUCAGGGAUCGUGACGACCGACCGGGUGCUGGCGACGAGCGCAGUCACGACGACCCCCAAGGCGUGGACGUCAACUUUCACAUACACAAGCGUGAUCUCUGGCCGGGUGACGAGCACGUGGGUGGUCAUCACGAGCGGAAGCUUGUAUACGCAAGUAACAGGCUCGACAAGCCGAGGCGUGCACUCACCCGGCGCCAUCACGGGAAUCGUCGUCGGAGUGCUGGCCUCAAUUGGUUUUGGAGCGGCGUGGCUCUUCUUUGCUCAUCGACGCCUACAGCGGUCGGCUCGGGCCAUCGACUUCAACCCUGCAGGGCACACGCCCUCAAGCGCCCCCGGCGGACCUCUUGACGGCGAAGACGACGGGCCUGAAGAGAUCCUGAGCCGGCGGGGGAGCACUUUUAUGGGUUCCAAUGUUGGUUCUGCCACAAUGGAUAAGAUGGGCGGCAGUGACAGUACGGGGCAGUAUGGACAUGAGGGUUUUGGGGAGGAGAAGCAGAUGCAGAAUCGGUAUGCCGGGGUACUGGCUGCGCUUUAUCCAGAGCAGCAACAGCAGAAAACUCCAAUCCAGUCGCACCACACCGGCGGGAGCAUGAGCAUGGUGCUGCCGGUGAGUACGUCGACGGUUAUGGCGCAUGCCAAUUCCACCCCUAGCGCGCAGCAACUGUCGAUACCGUUCCCGCAAGUCCCGUCACUUCCCCCGGUUGCUCAGCACGGUCCGUACGGCUCGACACUCUACAACGCCAACAAAUCGCUACCCAGCCAACCUCAUCCGCCCAGUGCAUAUCUCGCGUCGCAUCACUCCCUUGCCAGCCCCAGCUUCAAGGCCAGUCCCGAAUCCGCGCCCCUCACGCGCAUGUCUUCACCUGGUCUCAGUGCGGGGGCAUGGCUCAGCGGCACCGACAACGCUGCACAAGGGCGAGCGCGCUUCCUGAGCGCCGAACACUCAUCGUCUGGGCACGGCCACUUCCUGGGACACACCCACUCGCGCUCGCUUUCUGGGCACGGUCACGAACAGCUGCUCUCCAGGGGCUUUUCGCAAGGCAUCGGCUUGAACUCUCAAGGCCACGCUACAUCUUCUUUGGGACAUGCGAUGUCUUCCUCGGGACACGGUGACUACCCUACGAGUUCUGCAAUGUCGGGACACGACUCCGGCGUCUAUAUGGUGGGCAGCUCGCAGGAAGGCGCUGCGCACGCCUAUCGUGGACAAGGCCUUGAGUCGAGGAGGGCCACGUCCGGGAAUGCGAGCUCUCGGCCGAAUACGGGCUCGAGCCAGAGUGCGUUGCUUGGACCGACCAAGUCGACGUCGAGGAGGUGGAAGAAUGGGGAUACUGAAGCAGGGAGAGGGAAAGCGCCUACGCCUUCGGCCCCGCUCAGAAGCGUCAAGGGUCUGUUUGGACGGUUGAGAGGUGGGCAGGGAAGCGAUAUGAGUUCCAGCACCAAGUCGUCCCAUGGGAAUGUUACAGUCAUUGGUAGCCCGCCGCCGCCGAUGCCCAUCGAUCUCUCAGCCGAGACUCAUGUCCUGUCGCCUACGUCGUCGGCAUCCUUCGACGCGGUUUUCAGCGCAAGUUCGAACGCACGUAGCCUCACAACGAGCCACGGGAGCCACGGAGAAGCUGUGCCGAAGAGGGCGCCCACGAUGAGCUUUGUCCUCUCCAACCCUGACGCGGAUCCCGUUUCGCCGCUCGGGCUUCCUCUGCCCAAAAACGACCAGUCCAAGCUCUCGUCCGUGGCUGUACCUUCCACCUCCGACUCGAUAAAGCAGGAUCUCGCUGCGCCAGCAGCCACCACGUCGGCAUCAACAUCUCCCUCCCCCGCGCUCCUCGGCGGCUCAGCAGGCCCUAACGUCCCCGCAUGGCCGUUCCUUCCCACCUCUCUCGCCACUUCAGCUGGUGCAGCUGGUGCGUUCCCUUCUGCAGCGCCAGCACCGCUCCCGCCGUUCCCGCCGCCGCCGUCCAUGCACCCCGGCGCCAACCCGUUCCAAGAGCAGCCGACGCUAAGCUCGCUGCUCAACGCGAGCGGGCCGAUGCCCUCGCCUGCGCUAUCCGAUGUGCUUGCACGCACGGACGGCUUGUUGAGGCCAGGGCUGUUGAGAUACGGUGAGAAUGAAGGCGGGCGGAGUGUGACGACUCUGCAGGACUUUGAGGAUUAUUCGAGGCCUAUUGGUCAGUUGGUCGAUAACAGCCAGGAUAGCCGGGCGACAAUCGAUACGCGGACAGAGAACUCGAAUUUGAGCGACAUCGAGCUUGCUGUGUAAUGUGCUACGACAGCUAUACUUUAUUACGAGGAAAGGGGAAAGAUGCAAUCUUCUGUUCCAUGCUUUUGCCUAUGCCUACGCGACCAGCUCCCGACGCGGGGGAUUCCCCAACGUCACCAGUCACAGGGUUGACGUCAUCACACCUACUCUUUCCUUGCUAUCUCUUUCUUCUCCGUUUUCCUUUUCCCGCUGUCUUUACUAUAGAGCUUUCGCGGAGCCACAGGAGACUGUAUUACCACUUUUACCUGACUUUCUCAAACGGUUUCCUUCCUAUACUUGUUCUUAUGCAUCCAUAUCCCUGCCCUCUACUGUCCUGACGACUUAUCCAGGGCGCCAACCUCAUAACCUUCAAGAACCUUCUUGUCUUACCACUCUCCCAACACACACCUUUUGACCAUCAUCGC